AUGGAGAUAGCGGAAAGCGGCAAUGUCAUGCAUCAUUUUAAUGAAGUCCUCAACAUCAGAGCGAAGCUCAGCAGCAUCGGCGCCAAGAUGGAGGACGAGGACCAGCGCAAACUGCAACCGUGCGACGCUGUCAACGUUUUGACGAACGAUCACAUCAAGCGUCAAGGUGCCAAGUCUGCGGCGGUGAAGACUGAAGAAGUGACCAAGGCCUUCAGUACCGAGCGCGAGGUUCGUCGAUGCUCGUUCUGCGGAAAUUGGGGAGAAGUGGAACGUUGCUGGACCAAGCAGAAGGAAGAAAAUCGGGGAGCUCGACGCGGUAGCAAUGCUCCUGGACGCGGAGCGAAUCAAGUCCAGUGGCAAGGAUACAACAGCAACAACAACUGCGACUACGAUCGAGUGGUGUUUGCUGUUUCACUGGAAUGCGUAAUUUCAGCGAUCAAGAAUACGUCUGGGAUAUGGGCGAAUAGCAGCGGUGCGACGCAACACAUCUGCCAUGACAAGAACAAGUUCAAAUGCCCGGACGAGCGCAAUGAAGGCGAAGCGUUGGUCGCAGAUGGGAACAAGGAAAGGUCCCGCAAAACGGUGAAGAGCGCGAUAUCAAGAACGCGCUUUACGUCCCAAGAAUGA
Peronospora matthiolae is the source of this 627-nucleotide messenger RNA. Lineage: Eukaryota; Oomycota; Peronosporomycetes; Peronosporales; Peronosporaceae. The record is from the annotation of a GenBank genome assembly.